AUGGAGACUUACGUUGAUGCGAUUGGUGUGGACACGGAAGCUACAACAACGAUGGGUAAGCAUAACAAAAAGAAGUUGAAGGUUAUGGUUGCGAUGGAUGAAAGCAAGAAUAGCUUCUAUGCGUUGGAAUGGGCAGUGGAACAUCUCAGAGAUGUUAUUAGCGCAGAACCGGAAACCGAUCAAGCAGGUGGUUUACUGACGUUGGUUCAUGUCCAUCCAACUUACCUUCAAUAUAUCUACCCUUCUGGUGGAACUGCUUCGGCGGUGUAUGCGACAGAUUCAGUUCCAGAAUCAAUGAAGAAAGCACGAGAAGAGAGCACGAUCAAGUUGUUCACACGGUCACUGGAGAUAUGUCGUGGCAAAAUGGUGCGUGAUAUGUAA
Messenger RNA from Brassica napus (rape), 381 nucleotides. RefSeq lists its product as uncharacterized. The record is from RefSeq and is a predicted model, not a curated record. Lineage: Eukaryota; Viridiplantae; Streptophyta; Magnoliopsida; Brassicales; Brassicaceae. The coding region runs from base 1 to 381 and encodes 126 amino acids. The transcript has 2 exons.